Lolium perenne is the source of this 1647-nucleotide messenger RNA. RefSeq lists its product as uncharacterized. Gene Ontology annotation, molecular function: nucleic acid binding. Lineage: Eukaryota; Viridiplantae; Streptophyta; Magnoliopsida; Poales; Poaceae. The record is from RefSeq and is a predicted model, not a curated record.
AUGUCCACCCCUAGCUCCAACCCCUUCACCGACUCCUCCAUCCCCGACCCCAGCCAGCUCCGCGCCGUCGCCAUCAACGACCAUGUCCCCGUCAAGCUGUCUACCACCGCCGCCAACUACCUCGCCUGGAAGACGUACUUCUACUUCCUCUUCCGCGAGUACAACCUGCGCGAUCACAUCGACGGCACCGCCGACCUCCUCGCCCGCGACUCCGACUGGCUGGCCAUCGACGCCACCAUCAUCCGCUGGCUCUUCCUCACCGUCUCGCCGGACAUCUUCCAGGCCGUCGUUCGGGAAGGCGAUGAUGCCCGCACGGUGUCGGGAAAGAUCAACGGCCUCUUCACCAAUAACAAGCUCCAACGUGUUGUCUUUUUGCAGCAGGAAUUCUUCGGCACACCCCAGGGCGAUCAAACCUUGGACGCCUACUGCCUGCGCCUCAAGGCUAUCUCCGACGAGCUCCAGGACCUUGGGUUCCGGAUUGGCGACGAGCUCCUCCUCUCCACCCUCACCGCCGGCCUCAGCGAGGAUCUCGGCAACGCCGCCUCCAACCUCACCCUCAUGUCCAACCCGAAGUUCGAGCGCGCGGUCGACUACCUCCGGCUGGAGGAGCGCCGGCUGAAGGGUGUGCGCACCCGGGCGUUCACAUCGCUCUAUGGGCCAGCGGCAACAUCGUUCUUCCUCAUGGCGGAGGAACUCCACCAGCGCCCACCCCCGCCCCUCCACACCCUGCGCCUCAGCCGCAACAACACCAAGGAGGAGGGGGCGGUGGCCGUGGUCGUCGCCGUGGCCGUGGUGGUGGCCGUGGCGGUGGCAACAACGGCGGCCCCGGCAUCGUCGGUCCGCGCCCCGGGUACUCCCACCCCACUCCGCCGUGGGCGGGCGGACACAACCCCUGGACGUGGGUCGUGCACGCCUACACCAUGCCCGUUCCGCGCCCCCCCCGUCCCCGGCACCGUCGGCCCCCGUCCGCCGACGCACCAGGCCUUCAUCGCCGCGCCACCGCAGGCUCCCGCCGGCCUGCCCUACGCUCCCGUCUACGGCGGCAUGAUGCCGCAGGCACCGCCGGCCCACUGGUACCCCGCGCUGUACACCGCCCUUCAGCACGCCCCCUCGCCGGGCGCUUACUCUGGCGGUGGCGACUGGUUCAUGGACACCGGAGCCUCCGCACACAUGGCUGCUCACCCGAUUUCGCCACAUCUUGUUCAGAAUUUAGUUUUCGUCAAAACUCUUUCUCCUGAUAACUCUGUAACUGUGGAAUUUGACGCGUUUGGUUUUUCUGUAAAGGACGCCCGUACCCGGAUGGUUUUGCACCGCUGUGAGAGUCCCGGCGACCUCUACCCCGUUCAGCCGUCCUCCUCCACUCACGCUGCACCUCGGGCGCUCUCCGCCGGCGUCGACCUUUGUUCGGUCGCCCCAUUCUCGCCCUCCAAACUCAACGGCAAGGAGUUCGACAAAACCACCAUCCGCACCCUCGUCUCCACCCACGGCACUAUAUUCCGCCUAACUUGCCCAUACACCUCCCAGCAGAACGGCCGCGCAGAGCGCGUCCUACGCACCCUUAAUGACUGUGUCCGUACUCUGCUGUUCCACGCUCACAUGCCCCCCCCCAGUUCUGGCCGGACGCCCUCUCCACCGCCACCCUCCUAG